CGGAACGGCCGAGCGAAACAGCAUUGACGACGAGACGGAAAUCAACACAUUUGCAUCAUAGACAACCGCGGUCUUGGGUUGGAAUAAAAUGGGGCGCAUUUAAGCAAAAAAGAUGAGGGGGGAACCACACACACACACCACAUUGCAUUCGACAGAGGUGUUCGCUAGAGUAACGAGACGAUCGGAGGAGAACUGCGUUCAAACUGUAGACACUUGGCUUUGUCGAUAUACCCCGAGUCUCGUUCAGACUCCGCGAGAUGCCUUGUAUGGGAGCGGCUUGACGCGAGUUAACCUAAUCACAGCGGUAGUACUAGUGUGUACAAAUUGGAAUCGAUCUUGGUGACGAUUUCUCGAGGCUCAGUAUCCUUCGCCAUCUGUUUGACCGCACCGCGCGGUGAGUAAUG
Molecule: messenger RNA, 404 nt
Organism: Baudoinia panamericana UAMH 10762
Lineage: Eukaryota; Fungi; Ascomycota; Dothideomycetes; Mycosphaerellales; Teratosphaeriaceae
Exons: 1
Coding region: 113-343 (76 amino acids)
Source: RefSeq, a predicted model, not a curated record